Molecule: messenger RNA, 3410 nt
Organism: Tribolium castaneum (red flour beetle)
Lineage: Eukaryota; Metazoa; Arthropoda; Insecta; Coleoptera; Tenebrionidae
Gene: mei-W68
Exons: 6
Coding region: 46-2856 (936 amino acids)
Biological process (GO): meiotic DNA double-strand break formation; meiotic DNA double-strand break processing; reciprocal meiotic recombination
Cellular component (GO): nuclear chromosome
Molecular function (GO): DNA topoisomerase type II (double strand cut, ATP-hydrolyzing) activity; DNA binding; ATP binding
Source: RefSeq, a predicted model, not a curated record
UUUUUUAAACUGUUGUGUUAAUUGUUGAAUAAAUAAUUAUAAAAAAUGUUUAGUGAGCAAAAAGUGAGUUUGCGUGAUUUACGACAAGAAAAAACAAAGUCAGAAGACAAUAAGGAAAACUAUUUUGGCAGUGAAAAGACCACAAAUAAAAUUUCGAAGACAAAAAGCCAAAAUUUUAUACACUUGUAUUUGAAAAAUAGUAGUAGUGAUGAAAGUGAUACCAGAUUUGAAAAACCGAUUUAUUCUCUUGAUUUAUCACUUGAUUCUUCUGAUACAUUAUCUAAGAUUUGUGUCAAAAAUAAAAAUAAAAAUAGUUUUCGAAGUUUUGGAUCCAGUUCUUCCACAGAAAAUAAAGAAGAAACUGAGUCAGGUUUGUUAACAGAAAAACCAACUUUUGAAGAGUGGCUUAAUGUAUCCCCAAUUAAAGAUUUUCCAAAAAAACGCAAAAAAGAAAAUGAAAGUUUUGAAUCGACUUCUGCUCCAAAAAAGAAUAAAACUGGAUCACCUUUAAACACACAAAAACUAAGUUUUGAAGAGUUGCUAGAGAAGAUGUUAUCACCUCCUAUGGACGAUCCGAGAAAACGGAAAAAUGAUAAUGAACGUUUUGGAUCGAUUUUCUCUGCUCCAAAAAAGAAUCAAACUGAAUCAUGUUUGUUAACACAAAAAACAAGUUUUGAAGAAUUACUAAAUAAGAUGUUAUCACCUCCUAUGGACGAUCCGAGACAAGAAAAAAAUGAUAAUGAAUGUUUUGGAUCGAUUUCUGCUCUUCAAAAGCAGAAUGAAACUGAGUCAUGUGUAUUAACACAAAAAUUAAAUUUUGAAGAUGUGCUAGAAAAAAUGUUAUCACCUCCGAUGGACCAUCCGAGAGAACAAAAAAAUGAACAUAUUAACUGUAGUGAAACGCAAAUCUUUUCGGACUUAACAGUAACUAGAGACGAUAAUGAUAACCUGAGUUUUGGGGAAAUUUUGGAAAAAAUGUUGACUCCUAUUAGCACUAUAAAGGAACGACAAAAAAUAAAUGAAUGCAAAAAGAGAAAGGAACUAACACAAAGAGACUCUAAUUUGGAAAUAAGUAUGCUUCCACUGGACAGUGAACAAACUGAGAUUUUUGAACCAAGUUUUGAAAAAACUCUCGAUGAUAUUGCGCCUCCAUUGGACAAAAACCAGAAAACUACAAUUAGUACACAAACAUCAUUUGAGAUUUUUACUCCGAUGUCUAUGACUCAAAACAGUGUUGCGUAUCCGCAGCUUCCAUAUUUCCCUUCACAACGUUUCACAAACUCUCAAGUCACUGAAACGUCGAUUGUGAAUGAGAAUAGGGAAGACAAUUCCGUUGUCGUCUCACAAACUCUAAACAGCCAGACUGAUAAUACAGAUAUUUCGAACCAAAGGGCCAAUUUGCUAGAGAUUCUCUCUCACGACAUUACAGUCACCACAGACGGCUUCAAAAUUUUUAAUAAUUUGGCUAAGGUGGGUACUGUAAAGUGGCUAGAGACGGCGUUAUCAACUGUCGGAAAAUCAGUCAUAAAUAAAACUUGGAAGAACGAAGUUGCUAUAAUGGAACACCAGAACGGUUACGAUUUGUACGUUGAUAAAACGGUAAAAACAGCUUUGGAAUGUUUUACAAAGGAAGAUACCAAAAUCUGUAAAAUAAUUAAAAACGGGGUCGUGCCUAAAAUAGACUUGUCUUACAUUUCUAAGCAAGACAACAAGAAAAAAUGUUCCGUUAGACAAUUAAAACAGUCGAUUGAUACCAUUUGCGCCAAUGAAGAUUUACUGAGUGGCUGCGAAACAAUCCAAGUGAUCGACAAGAAAAAAAUCCAGUCAAAAAUUUACGAUAUUUUAUCAAAAAUAUACGAAGUGUUUGAAAAUAAUAAAAUGCCUUGCCUGGUCGUACGUAGAUCCUACAAGGCGAGUCUGUGUGUUUACGAAAACGAAAGAUUACAAUGUGCGUCCUCGGACGCAGGAAAGUUGCGAAAAAUACAUUUUCCUGGCAAACUAUGUUGCCGCCGAUUCUGUCGCCUAGUUUACAUGCUGGGAAAAGUUUACAAUUUGUUGGAAAAUAACCAGAAACUGACAAAAAGAGAAAUUUAUUACCAAAUCAAGCAUUUAGUAACAAAUCAAGAGCAAGUAAAUAGAGUUGUUGGGGACAUAUCUCAGUUGGUGGGUGUCGGACCUUGGGAUUUAAACAUUAUUUCGCAUUCUGGGUUGGUUUAUGGGAAUUUGAGAUUGUUCUGGGCUUCGGGCGAAAUGACAAACUGCAACACACCAGCCACUUUAAUACCCUACGACCUUGACGAAAUCAUUGAGAUUCAUUCGACCGCGAAUUUCAUACUUGUGGUCGAAAAGGAAUCAAUUUUUCACAAACUACUAGAAGAGGAUUUGCCGAAUAAACUGGCACGUCCGUUUAUAAUGAUAACGGGCAAAGGCGUUCCCGAUAUAAACACUCGCCUCUUUCUCAAAAAACUGUCGACUAUGCUGAAAUUACCAGUUUUCGUUCUGGUAGACCCAGAUUUGUACGGAAUCCGGAUUAUGUUAAACUACAGAUUUGGAACUAUUACGAACUGUCACUUAUCGGAACAAUUAGCUGUGCCAAACGCUCGUUGGUUGGGAGUUUUCCCGUCCGAAAUCGCCAAGUUCGGAAUUCAGUUCCAAAAUAUUACACAGAGAGAAGUAAAAGCUAUUAAUGAAACACUUAAAUACCCGUACAUGGAAGCGCAUCCAAAAAUCGCGGACGAACUAAACUACCUCCUUCACAGUGGGAAGAAAGGUUCGAUUGAGGGUUUAGUUAAAAACAACACUUUCUUGAGCGAGGCCUAUCUGCCCGUGAAGCUUUUUAACCAAGAUUUUAUUUAGACAUGGACAAGAUCAACAUUUUUCAGGACUGAGCUUUUCCGACAUGUAUUCGUACUCCGCGUGCAGGAUUCCUGCCUUUUCGUUUGAACCGUUUAAUUUGUAAUCUACCAAGGAGAGAGUUUUUGGCGGGAUUUUGUUCGUUUUUUUCGUUUCCAGAAUGUUGGUUGUACUUUUUGUGAGGUCAAUCACUGAAACAUUUGCGUAUCUAUUGGUCGUUCCGACGUAGAUAACUGACUCUUCGGAUGACCGUCCACCCAAUGCGGCCAGACGCCGUCUGUUGAUUUGUGAUCGUAUUCUUUGUUUUUUUAACUGUUUUCGUCGUUGUUUCCUGCAAUGAAGUUUAAAUGAUUGGUGGUUUCUUCUCCUGCAUUGGAUUCUUUUGCGUUUUAGUCCCUGCGAAAAGUGUGAUUAGUUUUAGGUGUUUUUUCCUCGUUGAAUUCGUACAAUUUGAUUCAUUGUUCUGGUUCAAUAUUGUGUAAUAAUUUUGAUAAGCAACUUGUCAAACUGAUUGAUGUACCAAGGUGUUGAAUAAAGCGUGUUGUACUUAAUAACGA